UCUAAAACUCCUCAUAAGUUUGAUUUUAGAACUUAAAUAAAAGAUAAAAUGAGAAAUAAAUCUUUUGAAUGACAUGAAUAAUGUGUGGACAAAACUUCUUUUCAAGUAAAUCCAUCAUUCCUUUUAGCCUAAUGUUCAUCAAAUAUGGUCAAGGAAGUUUCAACCCAAUCAAUGGUAUGAUUUUCUAAUUCCCACAAUUUGAGGACAAAUGUUGUCAAAUCCCCUUCAAACUAAGGUCAAACAGGAAAUUACCAUCCAACCCAAAACCAAACAGAUAAUGAUUAGUUACAACAGAAAAACAAAUAUAUUUAGCAAAAACAAGUACAUAAUUUUGUACAAUGUCGUGAAAAUAGAAGAGGAAACAAGAAGUUACCAUUGGUUCUUAAGAUCUGAGCUGUGAGUUUUAGAGAAAAAAAUGGUGGUUAGGCAUGCAAGCAUGUCUGUCUUCUCCUGUUUUUAGGAACCUUUGACCUUCCAAUGAAAAACCACAACCAUCCAUAAUCCCACCAACAACAAUAAUUAACAAAAAGAUCUAAAAAAAAAAAAAAAAAAACUAACAAACAAACACCAAUCAUCAAUUCCCUUCUCUAUUUUCUCUCGAUUCUUAAACCAUCUCUCAACAAAUCUAUCAAACCUUGCAUGUAACCCACUUUCUUCCAUUUCAGUUCAAAAACAAAAAACCCCCACAAAACCAAAACCGAAUCCAACUUAUUCUUUGUUUUUUUUUUAUGUUCUAAUUGUGGAAAUUUGAUUAAGCUUAAGGCUCUUUUUGUCCUUUGUUCUUUUUCUAUGAACUUUGUUUUUUCAGGUCAGUCAAGAUUGCUGGUUUGUUCUCUCUCGUUUAUUCUAUCAAAAGAUUCAUCAAAAAGCUGAAGAUGGUACGAGAAAUGGAACAAGAUGAAGAGAAUUACAGGUCCAAAUUGUUCCAUUUCAAAGCAAUGCAGGAGAAUAAUAAUGCAACCAAACACUCCAAAAGCUUGAGCAUGGAGAGUGCAAGUGUCCUGUUUUCUUCAGAUAAUAAUGAUUUGUUUUCCAACAGAAGUCAGGGAUCGACUCCGAUAAGUGAUAACAUUGCAGAAAAACCUCCUAUGAGUCGACAAGACAAAGGGCCUAAAGCUAAGCUUUCCAGAGAUGAUGCUGCAAUCAAACAGCCUAAAGAUCAGCCACCAACAGAAAUAGAACAGAUGAAGGAGCGGUUUGCUAAGUUGCUUUUGGGUGAAGAUAUGUCUGGUGGAGGAAAGGGUGUUUCAUCAGCUUUAGCUUUGUCGAAUGCAAUUACAAAUCUUGCAGCUUCUGUGUUUGGGGAACAAUGGCGUCUUGAGCCGAUGUCAGUAGAGCGAAAAGCAAGGUGGAGAAAAGAGAUUGAUUUGCUAUUAUCAGUAACUGAUUACAUAGUUGAAUUUGUUCCUUCCCAACAGAAAUCUAAGGAUGGAACAAACAUGGAGAUAAUGGUUACCCGUCAACGCAACGAUCUUCACAUGAACAUCCCAGCACUGCGGAAGCUUGAUGCCAUGCUUAUUGAUUGUUUGGAUAAUUUUAAGGACCAAUCCGAGUUCUACUAUGUAUCCAGAGAUUCUAAUGAAUCAAAUAAAGACAACGCUUCCAAACGAAAAGAUGACAAAUGGUGGCUACCUACUCCUAAAGUUCCUACAAAUGGUUUAUCUGAAAACUCAAGGAAAUUUAUGCAGUAUCAAAAGGAUUGUGUAAACCAAGUCCUUAAAGCAGCCAUGGCUAUAAAUGCACAAGUUCUAUCAGAAAUGGAGAUCCCAGAAAACUACAUUGAAUCAUUGCCUAAGAAUGGAAGGGAAAGCCUUGGAGACUCUAUCUACAGAAACAUAACGGUUGAAUUCUUUGACCCGGAUCAGUUUCUGUCUACCAUGGAUUUAUCUUCAGAGCACAAAAUCCUAGAUCUAAAGGAUAGAAUUGAGGCUUCCAUUGUGAUAUGGAAGAGGAAAAUGAACCAGAAAGAUGGAAAAUCUGCUUGGGGCUCAGCUGUAAGCUUGGAGAAGCGAGAGCUUUUCGAGGAGAGAGCGGAAACAAUUUUACUCAUCCUCAAACAUCGUUUCCCAGGCACUCCUCAAUCAGCAUUAGACAUUAGCAAAAUCCAAUACAAUCGGGAUGUUGGACAAGCUGUUCUAGAGAGUUACUCCAGAAUCCUUGAAAGCUUGGCCUUCACAGUGAUGUCAAGGAUUGAGGAUGUACUCUAUGCAGAUUACGUUGCUCAAAAUCCAUCACAAGCAUCAGGUAAGAAGAACCCUUCACGGGAAAACCCAGUAUCGUCGGGGACGGAUAAGUUUCCACCCGGAGAAGAAACACAAAAUGCUGCAGAGACACCUACUUCAAUGACACUAUUGGAUUUCAUGAAUUGGGGUCCAGAUAUUGCUGAUAAUGAGGUAAAGAAGGAGUCACCACCAGCGAAUUCCGAUAACUUAUCAACAGAAGGUGAAGUGAAGCAUGUGCACAAGCUUCAAAACAUAGUGACCAAUAACAAAUUGGUCUCCUACCUUGAGAACAUAGGUGGCUUGAAAAGCCCCACGGCACGACAUUGACUCGAGAAGAGAGGGCAUAACAGAAGAACACAGUUAAAAGCUCAACCUCCUUUUGACCGAGUUUUUCUUUAGAACUGUAAUUACCAAGUCCAUUCAAUUCAUUCGUGUUGUAAAUAUGAAGGAUGAGCACAAUUCAUUUGGUUUUGGAGUAUUUUUAAUAUGGUUCUUCUGCAACAGGGGUAUCUAUAAGUCAAUUUUGUUAGAAAGAGAGAAGUCUUUUUAACCCAUAUCUUUAUCAGUCUUUUAAAGAAACUGGCAAGACCACUUUGUAAAAGUACAUUCAUCACAUAAUAACAAUUGCUCAAAUAACACUCCUAUACGGUAUAUUUGAAACAUACUGGGAAGGAGAGUUAAGAGAGAAGAUUUACAUACAACAAAAACCCCAGAAAACGAGAAGAUUCAAAAGCGGAUUAGAUCUUGCCACGUGGCCCAAGUUUCGGUGGAAGUUGAGGUCCUUUCUUAAUGGGAAGAACAUCAUCUGGGGCAGUAGCACUGUAAUAAGCUAAAGUAGCACCGCCACCUAGUAGCAAGAACUUGAGCAACAAUCCUCUCUUGGUGAAUGGAGCAGCAAAGGUCUCAAAGAAUUUGCUCUACAAAAUGUACCGAAAUAAGUCAGUCGCAAUAUAAACCUUUACUUCAACCCCUGCCAAAUCACUUGUGCCUUACUCAAAAGUACUUCCCCCCUCAAAAUCAUUAUAUAUAAUUGAACUGAAUUGUGUUAAAAAUGCUAAUACAAGAUAUUCUUUAUGAAGAGCUUAUAAAGAACUUUUCACAUGUCAGGAAAGCACUAAAAAAGUGAUUAUAAUGAAAGUAUUUUUACUUAAACUACUAAGUAGGUGUUUGCUAUUAUAACUCAAUCCAUGUUUCCGACUCCAAUUUUAAUAAUAAUGAAUUUUUUAGACGAUUAUAACUUGCAUUUAACUACAAUGUUUCUAUUUCAUGUUGAUAUUUCGUGCGGUGUUCACUAUUUUUUACUCAUCCUUUGUUUCUCUCUUACUUACUAUGUUUACUAUUUUCUACAGCACUUAACACUAACUAUUAAAAUCGACCUACUAUAAUAAGCAACUCAGUUUUCAAAACGCUCUUUGAUUUAAAAUCACUUCCAUACACAAUGAAAAUGAUUAGAGUUCAUUAAAGCAAUACAAUGAGUUAGAAACCUGAAGAGAAUUGUAUGGUGAAGGAGCAUCAGAUCCAUACAAAUCCCACUGUCCAGUAGUGUUGCCCAAGUCCUCCAAAUCAAAGUAAACACUUUUGUCACCAUACUUAGCAACAACAGCACCAGCCCUGAAACAGAGAGUAACAGAAACAAGAAAAAUAAAAAACCCUCCACAAUUUUAUAAAUAAAAAAAAAAUAAAAAAACAGAAA
Cucumis melo (muskmelon) is the source of this 3915-nucleotide messenger RNA. RefSeq names its product rop guanine nucleotide exchange factor 12-like. Bases 876 to 2549 code for a protein of 557 amino acids. The transcript is spliced from 7 exons. The record is from RefSeq and is a predicted model, not a curated record. Gene Ontology annotation, molecular function: guanyl-nucleotide exchange factor activity. NCBI's taxonomy places the organism in Eukaryota, Viridiplantae, Streptophyta, Magnoliopsida, Cucurbitales, Cucurbitaceae.